GACAUUCCUGUCAAGAUGACCUCUUCUCUCAUCUUUCAAUUCCGUUGACUCUUCAUCAUCAAUUCGUCUCGUCGACACAUUCUCAUAACUAUCCAUAACAUUACACAACAGACGGGAAAUAUGCCAAUGCACAACGGAUGGCUUCCACGCGAAGGUUUCCGAAGCGAUUCCCUCGGUAGCCUCAUCAAGAAAACGGCAUUAAAUCCCGCUUUUACAUUGGUUUUCCUGAUUCUAGCUCGUUACACUAAACGGGGAAAUGAUCUUUCAAUUCUUCAUGAAACGGCCUUUUCUCGAAUUCGAAAGCUCUUCUAUUUUGGGGUUGUCAGAUUAGUGUCGAAUUAUUUGGAGAGAGGCGUGCAGAAUAAUUGGGUAGAUGAUGUAUAUGAUUGGAAGAAAGAAAUUGUGUUGAUCACUGGUGGUGCGGGAGGGAUCGGUGGACAAGUAGUAAAGCUCUUAGCGGAAAAGGAGAUUACGGUUGUGGUAUUGGAUGUGAUUCCUAUGACUUUUGAGGCUACCUCCAAUGUGCAUUACUACAAAUGCGACAUCACCUCCCCAUCCACCCUCGCAACAGUGGCAUCUCGCAUCCGAUCCGAAGUUGGCAAUCCCACCAUCCUCAUCAACAACGCGGGCGUCGCGCGCGGAAAAAGCAUCCUCGACUCCACGGAAAAAGACAUCCGUUUUACCUUCGACGUCAACACGAUCUCGCACUAUUUCACCACCCAGGAGUUUCUCCCCUACAUGAUCGACAAAAACCACGGCAUGGUCGUCACAAUUGCGAGUCUCGCAGCCUAUCUCCCCGUCCCAAACAUGACCGACUAUGCCUCAUCCAAAGCCGCCGCACUCUCUUUCCACGAAGGACUAACCGCCGAGCUCCUCACCAAAUACAACGCGCCAAAAGUACGAACGAUUGUGAUUAAUCAAGGAUACACGAAAACGGCGCUGUUUCAAGGAUACAAAAAUGAUGCGACAUUUUUGCUUCCGACGCUGGAGGUGGAUACGGUGGCCGAGGAGAUUGUGAAGAAGAUUUUGAAGGGGAAGAGUGGCCAGGGAAUUUAUCCUGGGUUUGGCGUUAGUCUCACCUGGUUGAGAGCGAUGCCGGGGUGGUAUCAGAAUAGAGUGAGGACGCAGGGGGAGAAUAUUAUGACGAAUUGGAAGGGGAGACAGGUGGUAGAUGUGGAUGAGUUUUAUGAGGAGAAGGAGAAGGAUGAGAAGGGAAAGGGGAAAGGAAGGGGUUUUGAGGGGGAAAGCGAGUCGACAGUCCUGGUGAAUCCUUGAGUUUUGAUGAAUGAAAACUUGGCUUGUUGGAUUAUCGGAAUAUCAAAGCUAUUGAAUCAGACUUUUAUUUUAAGUCGUGGAAUUUGAAUUAGCUUUUUGAGUACGCUUUUAAAUGUUUAGGCUAUACAAGUCUACCUAGCAAUAUGGAAUAUCUUCCAAUACUCUCCCUAUGACACCACCCCUUUGACCCCCCAUUAUGAGCCCCCCUUACUAUGAACGAGCUAGAUAGCAUUGCAUAUAUGGCCAGCAAGACAAAAGAACUACAGCAUAAAUAGCUUCACUGAUUAAUUUGUAAAGUGAAACA
Molecule: messenger RNA, 1579 nt
Organism: Botrytis cinerea B05.10
Lineage: Eukaryota; Fungi; Ascomycota; Leotiomycetes; Helotiales; Sclerotiniaceae
Exons: 4
Coding region: 121-1275 (384 amino acids)
Molecular function (GO): oxidoreductase activity, acting on the CH-OH group of donors, NAD or NADP as acceptor
Source: RefSeq, a predicted model, not a curated record